AUGUUUCUGUUACAACCGUCACCAUCAACAUUUGAUGUACCAUACGAAUGGUAUAUCAGAGAAAUUGCAUUCGGUGAGCAUUGUGCGUCAGUACCAUCGCAGGAUUUCUCGAUCUUGAGUCAGUUAUUGCAGUAUUCAGAUCAUGAUCAGAUACGUCUGCCGACUCGUUAUACAGACGAGGUAGAAGAAGAGCAACGUGCCAUCACCUAUCCACAAUAUCUACCGAUAACUGCAUCUCCAGGCGUAUUAGAAAGUUUGGAUGUUUCUGAAUGGCUUGUUUUAAGAGCUAAGGAUGCUUAUUCUAAACCGAAUGAGGUACGUGGUGGCCCAAAGGAUGCCUUAAUAGCAUACGCAACGCAGCAAGCUGGAUCACUGCUUUAUCAGGAAGCCUUUCUGACGACAUAUCGUACGAUUGCGUCUUCAUUAGAACUUUUUCAGAAGCUUGUUCGAAGAUAUGUGUAUAUGUGUAGAGGUGAGGAUCAUGCUUCAAUAAAGUCAGCACGACAAACAUUCUCGGUGAUCGUUCGAGUGGUCGAUGAGCUGUGUGCUGUGGAACUGAAACGAGAGCUGUUGAGGGCUGUCACUUCGUUUAUUUAUCGUUUGAUUCGUGACGGAAAUUAUACUUUUGCUCGUAUUUUGAGGAAACGUUUGAUGUAUCGUAUCGAGCAUAAAUCCGUGAUACGACGAUCGAUUUGGGACGAGGUGUCGGUUGGAGGAGCAGGCAACAAAGUGUUGAAAGCAUCGACCAUUUUCGAGUUCCGUUCGAGUUUGGUGGCGAAGCAGAUGACUUAUUUAGAUGCGGAUCUCUUCCAGAAAAUCGAGCCGGCAGAAAUGUUGUGGUGGGCAGAAGAACAAGACGAGAAAAAGAGUCCGAACUUGUGCGCAUUUACAGAGCACUUCAAUAAGGUGUCAUAUUGGGUGCGCACACUGGUGAUCCAACCGAGCGAACAGCGUUUACGUGAAAAAUACUUGAUGAAGUUCGUGAAGAUUAUGAAGCAAUUACGGACAAUGGGUAACUAUAAUUCAUACUUGGCAAUUCUAUCGGCGUUGGACUCAGGACCGAUCCGACGUUUGGACUGGACAAGGAAUGUUAUGGAGAUGCUCAAGGAACAUUCGACGAUUAUGGAUUCGUCGCAUUCCUUCAAGAAUUACCGAACUUUAUUGGCUGAAAGUCGACCACCUUGUUUGCCGUACAUGUGA
Anisakis simplex (herring worm) is the source of this 1200-nucleotide messenger RNA. Lineage: Eukaryota; Metazoa; Nematoda; Chromadorea; Rhabditida; Anisakidae. The record is from the annotation of a GenBank genome assembly.